This is a messenger RNA of Blastomyces gilchristii SLH14081, 1337 nucleotides long. RefSeq lists its product as uncharacterized. Gene Ontology annotation, cellular component: endomembrane system. NCBI's taxonomy places the organism in Eukaryota, Fungi, Ascomycota, Eurotiomycetes, Onygenales, Ajellomycetaceae. The transcript is spliced from 3 exons. Gene Ontology annotation, biological process: vacuolar proton-transporting V-type ATPase complex assembly. The record is from RefSeq and is a predicted model, not a curated record. Bases 176 to 1132 code for a protein of 318 amino acids.
AUGACAUGACGUCUUGAGGGGGAGGAGGAGGAGGAUGGAUUGGAACAACUCCGCCAACUUUUCACACCUUCACCACAUUCGCAACACAGCGCCGGGAUAUUUAUUUAGAUACAACAACCCCCCAUCCAUGAAUCAUCCACAUAUUUACGCCUAUACGAAGGAAUGAUUGCCCAACAUGGUCCUCCUCCUCAUCACCCCAGCCAUAGCCUCCGCCCUCGACAGCCUGCCUGCGUCAACCCGCGACGAGCUCUGUCUGCCAACUCCGCCCGCCAGCCCUGCAAUCUCACACUCCCAGCUCAUCGCUCUCUCCAGACACCUUAUAUCCAAUACACCAUCUGCAGAUAAAUCCAGGGAUCCAUCCAAUGGAUCUGCUGAUAGACCUGAGAGCUUCACGCUCAACUCGCUUCUCAAGGGCACCAAAGUCUUUGUUCCCCCUCCUCCACCCAAACCGGAACCUACGCCCGAAUACCUCGCCCUAAAAGCCUCCCUCCUCGCCGCAGAGGAAGCAAAAAAGUACAACGCCUUCCUAAAACCUACCUCCGCAUCUGCAUCCCCAUCACGGAUAUGGGGACUCAACGACCACACACCACCAAACAUAUAUACCCAUCCAAAAGCCAACCGCGACAGCAACGACAACGCCCUCGACGACCUCGACGACCUUGACGACCCCCUCACCCCCUCCCUAGUCCUCAACAUCCUCAUCUCCAUCCUCUUCACCGGCUUCGCAAGCUACUGGGCCCUCUCCAACUUCCGCAUCCCGACCUUCUUCACGUUCACAUCGGCCUCGUCGCCCUCGUACCCCGGCGCCGUCUCCUCGCAGCCUGCGCGUGUGUUUAUCUCAAUGCUCGUUGCCGUGCUCGUGGGCGUGGCGGAGGUGGGUGUGUAUGUGCUGUAUUUGAAGAAGGUGGAGUUGGCGAGGGGGAGGGAACGGGCGAUUGUUGAGAGGAAGGUUGUCAUUGGGGAGGUUGGUGGUGGGGAUGGGGAUGGGAAAGCUGGUGAUGAAGGGGUGGUUAGGAUUGGUGAUGGGGAGGGAAAGAAAGAGGAGAUUUGGGGGAGAGGGAUUAAUGGUGGGGCUAGAAGGAGGGUUAAGGAGCGGUGGAAAGGGAGGGAUGGUGAUGAUGAGUGUGAAUAAGAGAUGUAAAAUAGGUUUUCACUCCCCCUUUCCAUUGAUAGAUCGCCUUCUUUGAUUUUUUUUAUAAUAUAUAUAUUAUAUAUUUUGUUUAUCCAUUUAUUCUCAUUUUUCCCAUUUACUCUUCCAAUUGCCUUUAACUAGGUAUCACGCUUGCUAAAACAAAGCAGAUACCACACAACCCGUAUCCGACGGCGACACCGCCCAA